GGACAGGAGACAGGGGACAGGAGACAGGAGACAGCGGCGGCGGCUCUGUGCGUCCCGACCAAAGUUUUCAUUAAAGAGAAUCUGUUUAUUGUGCGCCGUCUUUGUUGUUCUCCCCUCCCCCACCGCUCCACCGCAACACAAAGACCCACACAGGCCGUGUGUGUGUGUGUUUGUGUGAGUAGUUGUGUGUGUGUGUGUGUGUGUGUGUGUGUAAUGUGUGUGUGUGUUUCUGUGUGAUGCAAGUGAACGUUGGAGAUUGCAGCUGUUUCUCCCCUUUCUCUCUCCCUUUCUCUCCCCCCCUCCUCUUCCUUUCUCUCUAUGUCCUCUCUCUCUCUCUCUUUUCCUUUCUCUCUCUGUCGUCUCCCCCUCCCCCUCUCUCUCCCCCCCCUCCUCCCUCUCUCCCUUUCUCCCUUUCAAAGAAUUAAAUUUGAAUGAAAAUCCCCACUCACUGUUUUGUUGUCUGCGGGGGGGGGAGGGGACGCGAUUGGUCGGGCUCUCGCCGGCACCGGCCAAUGAGAGCACUGCUCCCACAUGUGGGCUCCUCCCCGCUUGCCCUGCCGAGGCCUCCCGAGCCGGCGUGUGAUUGGUGGGCUCGGCCGAGGGGGCGUGGCCGAAAGGGGCCCGGGUGGGUGGAGCCGGGAAAGUCUAUUAAAGCCCGCCUCGCUCGCUCCGCUGUGGAACAGAGUCUCUCGCCCGAAACCCGUGCAGCGUGCAAUCCGUGUGUCUGAACGAGUGUGUGUGUUUGUGUGUGUGUGUGCGUGUGUUUCUGCCUGCACAGCCAGACACCGGGACACACAGACACAGAAAGAGAGAGAGGGAGAGAGAGAGAGACAGAGAGAGACAGAGAGAGAGAGAGAGAGUGAGGGAGAGACCGAGUUACAGAGAGAGAGGUCCUUGUUGGUUGUCUACUUUCUGGGACUCCUCUAUCCGGACCUGGACCCUACGCCGGUGUGUCUGCGCCUCCUCUCCGCCAGGACCACAGCACCUCCUCCUCCUCCUCCUCCUCCUGCUCUCCGCUCCGCUGCGAGGAGCGCGUUGUCGGAGGGAUUAUAACCGAGGCACGGGGGAGGAGGAGGGGGAGGAGGAGGUGGGGUUCAGGGGAGGAAGGACUCUGUCACCCCAACACCCGCCCGCUACAUCCAGGGGCCCCUCCCGCCGGGACGAGGCAGGGUCUUGGGGGGCCCCUCUCCCCUCCGAGGGGGAACCUGACCCCGGGCGACCCCACCCCCCCCCCCCCCUCCGGUCUACCGGAGAGAGAGAGAGAGAGUCGGGCGAGCGAGAAGAAAAGAGGGAGCAGAGAAGUUAAAAGGACAACAACAACAAAGAGGACCUGACCGCCCCUGCACAAUGCCGGUGGAGACCCUGUUCCCGUCGUCGGGGGGCAUGUCCUCCAUGCCCUUCCGCCUCCUCAACAAAGGCCCCGCCUACUUCCGGCGCCCGCUGGCGGAGCCCGGCUCGCGGCGCCUGAGCGCCGUGGAGCGGCUGGAGGCGGACAAGGCCAAGUACGUCAAGAGCCAGCAGGUGGUGCUGACGCGGCAGGCGCCCGCCAAGCCCCCCCACUGCGGCUCCGCCCCCAACAACACCACCACCGCCGGCGACUCCCCCAAGACCCCCAUCAUCCGCAAGCCCCUGCUCACGCCCGCCAUGCGCGGCCAGAUAGCCACGCCCCCGGCCCGCAAGCUCCCACGCCGACCAAUCACGGCGGAGACGGGAGUGGGAGGAGGAGGAGGAGGAGGAGGAGGGAAUGUGGGCGGGACGGGCGGGAGGAGAGGCCCCGCCCUCAACCUGGAGAUCCUCAACAACCUCAUCAACAACGUCGGCGACGUCGGCCACGCCCCCGUCACCGCCGUCCCCACCUGCCGCUCCUCCCUCCCCUCCUGCUCCUCGUCCUCCUCCACCUCCUCCUCCUCCUCGCCCUCCCCGUCGGGCUCCUCCCCCUCCCCGUCGGGCUCCUCCCCCUCCCCGUCUGGCUCCUCCCCCUCGUCGGGCACCAAGAGCAUCGGCAGCAGCCUGUCAGCGGAGCCCCACCUCCUGCUGCUCAACAACCUCAAGGCCAUCAACACCACCUCCUCCUCCACCUCCUCCUCCAAGCCCCUCAACACCACCUCCUCCUCCACCUCCUCCUCCAAGCCCCUCAACACCUCCUCCUCCACCUCCUCCUCCAAGCCCCUCAACACCUCCUCCUCCACCUCCUCCUCCAAGCCCCUCAACACCACCUCCUCCUCCACCUCCUCCUCCAAGCCCCUCAACACCUCCUCCUCCCUCUCCUCCUCCUCCACCUCCUCCCCGCUCAACAACAGGAACAACGACAGCCAGCAGCCCCCCCCCGUCCCGGUGCGGGCCCCCCGCGUGGCCACCCCGCCCUACCCCCACCCCCACCCCCACCCCAUGGCGGUGCGGCGCGUCGACGUGCGUCCCCCCGCCGCCCUCCGGACCUUCCCCCCCCGCCCCGCCCUCCCCCUCAAGCCCCUCCUCCCCCUGCGGCAGACCGCCCAGCCCCAGGCCCCGCCCACCCUGCCGCCGCCGCCGCCGCCGCCACCACACCGGACGUCCUCCGCCUCCUCCUCCACCUCGCCCUCGUCCCGCCUGGGGGCCCCGCCCCCGCCCUACCCGCCGCCGUCGCCCGCCUUCACGCGGCUCUCCAACGCCAGCUCGGGCCGCGGGCCGUCGCGGCCGGCGCUGCACCGCUCCAAGUCGGACCUGAGCGACCGCUACUCGCGCGCCACGGCCGACCUGGAGCGCUUCUUCAACUACUGCGGGCUGGACCGCGGCGAGGUGGAGGCGCUGGGCGGCGUGGAGCGCUUCGGCCGCGCCAACUCCGACAUCGUGUCCGUGUCCAAGCUGCGCAGCGUCAGCACGCCCAGCUCCGAGUGCGAGGGCGAGGGCGGGGGCGAGGGGGGUGGCGGCGGCGGCGGCGGCGGGGAGGGGCCGGGCGUGGAGCGGGCGCCGUACGGGAUCUCGGUGAUCGAGAGGAACGCCCGCGUCAUCAAGUGGCUCUACGGCAUCCGCCAGGCCCGGGACGCGGCGCACGCCGUCUCCAACGUGUAGACCGGGGGGGGAGACGGGGGGGGGGGGGAUGGAGAAGGGUGAGGACCAAAGACAUGGACUUGGAUCCAUGAGAGACUGGCUGGACCGGAACAGAGACCGAACCGGAUCAGAGACCGGAACAGAGACUGGAGACCGGAUCAGAGACCGGACCGGAUCAGAGACCGGAACAGAGACUGGAGACCGGAUCAGAGACCGGACCGGAUCAGAGACCGGAACAGAGACUGGAGACCGGAUCAGAUACCGGGAACAGAGACCGGACCGGACUAGAGACCGGACCGGAUCAUACACCUGACUGGACCGGAUCAGCGACCGGAGACCAGAGACUGGACCGGAUUAGCAACUGGACCGGACCGGAACAGAGAACCGGACCGGACCGGAAUCCGGACCCGUCUGCUCCGUUCAAACCAAUCAUAUUUAUUGACGAAGCUGGAGAGACUCUUGAGGGCCCCGGUCCUUGGGAUAUAAUAUAUACACACGGUUUAAAUGUAUAUAUAUAUCCACACAUCUAUAUUUUUGUCUUUGUAUGCGUGGGUCGGCAGAGCGGCGGUGCGUGACAUCACGGCCAACGAGGCAGGCCAUUGGCCGAGGAUGGACACUCUUUGUUUACCUCCGGACGGCUACUCUGUGAGGACAAAAAGGACACUUUUUUUUACAUUUUACUAGACGUAUACGAGUAUUGAAGUACAAAAGCAAUAAUAGACGGAUGACGAUGAUGUUGAGGGUGCUGAUGAUGAUGAAGUAGUAGUACUUUUUGUAGUCCCUGAUGUCAUGGUACUGUGUGUGUGUGUGUGUGUGUGUGUGUGUGUGUGUGUGUGUGUGUUUGUGUGCAUGGAAGUACAUGUGUGUGUGCGUGUAUGUGUGUUUGUGUGCAUGGAAGUAAAAGAGAAAUUCACAUCUAAGCUAUAAACGAUGCAUGAAGACAACACAACUCGCCAUUUUUACAUAGAGAGACAAUAUACUGUGAAAACACGCACACAAACACACACACUCGCAGACACACACACACACACACACACACACACACACACACACACACACACAGCCGUUGCGUGGGUCAUACGUCUGUAAGACUGUUGUGUGAACUUCUGUCGGCAUGCAAACCAAGAGUUUGUUGGUUUACGCACACAUUCACAUUUUCAUCUCAGCAAAGAGCACAGUAGCAAUGAAUCACUGCCUAUCACACAACACACACGCACACACACACACACACACACACACACACACACACACACACACACACACACACACACCACACACAGUUUGGUGUGAUUCCAGGGCAGUGGGUUGGAUGAGCUGGAUGAGAAUGGGCGAUCACAUGACCAGGUCCAUGAGGUGUGUGCGUCGGCGUGUGUGUGACUAAGAACGAGGAGGAGGAGGAGCUUUCAGAACACUUCUCAGGAACACGUUUGAAGACUGACUCCUAUUUAUUUUGAAGAAGCAAUAAAGUUUGUUGUUUUUCUCUUAAAACGGUAUGGUUGUGUGUGCAGAAGUGGAUCUCGUUGUUUUCCGUCUCCUGUGGACAAACCGCCCCCAAGUGUAAACGGCACUGAUGGAAAAAAACUGGAAUUGCGAACACAAUAAAGGCACCAGUCACAGCU
Messenger RNA from Gadus macrocephalus (Pacific cod), 4646 nucleotides. RefSeq names its product protein FAM110A. Bases 1348 to 3048 code for a protein of 566 amino acids. The transcript has 2 exons. The record is from RefSeq and is a predicted model, not a curated record. Lineage: Eukaryota; Metazoa; Chordata; Actinopteri; Gadiformes; Gadidae.